Molecule: messenger RNA, 291 nt
Organism: Funneliformis caledonium
Lineage: Eukaryota; Fungi; Glomeromycota; Glomeromycetes; Glomerales; Glomeraceae
Source: the annotation of a GenBank genome assembly
AUGACCGAUUUGCAGAAAUAUGUUGAUUUAACGGUUGAAAUAAUCACUUCCGAUGGACGAGUCAUAGUGGGAACAUUAAAAGGGUUUGAUCAAACCACAAAUGUGAUUCUGGCUGGAUGUCACGAACGUAUUUUUUCAGAGAAUGAAGGAGUCGAAAGAGUUGCCCUUGGAUUAUAUAUAAUACGAGGAGACAACAUAUGUUUAAUUGGUGAGUUGGAUCAAGAACGAGACGCGUCCAUAGACCUUUCCGAGAUUAGAGCAGCUCCUAUUACUGAUAUUUCUAGACGUUAA